This is a messenger RNA of Ogataea philodendri, 1077 nucleotides long. RefSeq lists its product as uncharacterized. Bases 1 to 1077 code for a protein of 358 amino acids. The record is from RefSeq and is a predicted model, not a curated record. The transcript has 2 exons. NCBI's taxonomy places the organism in Eukaryota, Fungi, Ascomycota, Pichiomycetes, Pichiales, Pichiaceae.
AUGGUUGGAAUCUGCGGCCUGGUAGACUUCUCCAGGCCAGAGAUGGACUCCGACGAUCUUGUCAAGGAAAGCGGUCAAAACCUGUCCCUUGAACCCUCUGGACUCGUCGACCUUGGCGAUCUUGGCACGCAGUUCAGUGGUGAUCUUCUCCUCGUACUCCUGGUACAAUUGGUCGAUCUUGAGCUCGUUGAAGAGCUGCUUGCACUUGGCCUCCUUGGCUGCGUCUUUGCGGCCAUAGUUCUCGUCCAACAAAGCUCUUUGCUCUGGGGUGCAGAUCUGGAGGGCCGUGUUGAUCACCCACGAACACUUGUUGUCCAAAAUGUCGGUUCCAACCUUACCAAUGUCCUCUGGUUUUCCAAAACAGUCGAGAUAGUCGUCCUGGAUCUGGAAGUACUCACCCAAUGGGAUCAAAACGUCGUGGGCCUGCUUGAGGUCAGCAUCGUCGGCAACACCAGCCAUAUACAUGGCAAGAGCCACGGGCAGGUAGAACGAGUAGUAUGCAGUUUUGUAGAUGACGAUGAAGGAGUGCUUGCUCAAGGAGAACUUGGAAAGGUCGACAGAGUCCUCUGGAGCGGUGAUCAGAUCCAACAAUUGUCCCAACUCGGUUUGGAAAGUCACGUCAUGGAACAGUUCCAACAGGUUGACGUAAUAGGAGUCCUCUCUGAAGUAUUUCUUGAGCAACACGUACAAGGCACCUUCGAGCAUGAACGAGUCGUUGAUGGCGAUCUCAUUGACACCUUCGACUCUGUACCAGCAGGGUUGACCUCUUCUGGUGAUAGACUUGUCCAUCAUGUCAUCGGCAACAAGGAAGUAGGCCUGCAACAACUCGAUACACCAGCCGAGAAUUGCAGUCUUCUUGUACUCCUCCUCGCUGAAGUCAUCGAGCGACUUGUAACCUUUCAAAAGCGCAUAAGUGUCCACCACCGACAACCCUCUGUUGAGUUUCCCACCAGGGGUGUUGUAGUUCAAACUGCCCUUGAACCAUUCAAUGGCAUCUUCCGGCAUUCCAUAUUGCUUGGUAACCGCAACGAGGUCGUCGACCAAGUCUGGGAAGACGGCCAAAAACUUUGUUCUUGA